GAGAGAGACGCAAAAAGAUAGAUUGAGAGAGUAGGAGAGAGAGCAAAAUAUAGAGACUUAGUGAGAGAGUGAGUGAAUAUUACAUUAGAUAUACACAGAAAGAAACAUAGAGAAAGAGAGAGAGAGUGAGUGUGUCUGUUUUGUAUCUAUUAUUGUCGUUGUGGCAGCGCGUCAUUCCUUCCAAAAUUCUUCGAUUCUGUCCACAUCGUCAAUUAUAUUUCUUCUCAUUAUCCACCAGAAGUCUUCAGGAGACAUCCAAGACCAUCUUUUAAUCAGCCGAUUCCUCCACAAACAACGAAAAAGCUAGAUCAACAUGGCAGUCGUCAGAUAUAUGUUACGAGGCUGUGUUCUUUUUGUCACUGGAGUCUUUUUCACACUCGUUCUCAACCUCUUACAAGUACAACGCCAGCUCUCAUUCCCACAAGAAGUCAUCACAAAUCUCUUUUCAUCUACAUGGUGGGUUCCCCCUACAUGUGGGACAGCUGCUGCCAUCAUAGGUCUAUUGUAUCCAUGUUUAGACAACAAAUUGGGUGAACCCCACACUCACAGACGAGAAUGGUCCAGUGUGAUGCGGUGUGUGGCAGUGUUUGUUGGCAUCAACCAUGCCAGUGCUAAAAUUGAUUUUGCCAACAACAUGCAACUAUCAAUGACCCUGGCUGCUAUGUCUAUAGGCCUCUGGUGGUUGUUUGAUCGAUCUCGCAGUGGUUUUGGUCUCGGUGUUGGAAUCGCAGUCCUUGCUACAUUCAUUGCUCAACUUCUCGUCUAUAACGGAGUUUACAGGUAUACAGAACCUGAUUUUUUAUUUGUAAGGUCGUGGCUACCGUGUGUCUUCUUCUCUGGUGGUGUAACAAUGGGUAACAUAGGCCGACAGCUGGCAAUGUAUGACCGGAAAGAAGAAACAAAACAGAAAGAUGAGUGAAUGCCGAGAUGACCAUAGACUGCCAGACAAGAAUAUUGGACGGGGGGGGACAGAAAAAAAAAAAGAAGAAAAAAUGACAACCACAGAAUAAUGUGAUAUAUUUUUUUGGAGAAAAAAAAAAUUUUUCUUUUUCACUCACUCUCUCUCACGGAGACUGCUAAAUCUGUGUGUGACAGGAAGAUUAACUGGACAAAACCCUGUCGACUGUAAGCACUGACUUUCGGUCUACAAAAUGUAAGGUCAGGAGGUCACUUUCUGACCUUAUGUGGGAAACAUGAAGAAGAAAAAACAACGCAACCAAAAAACAAAGACUGAAGAAAAAUAACUUGCAAAUUCUCCUCUCUCGCUUUCUUUGAUUCCACAUACAAACAUAUUUCCAUAUAUAUAGAUCAUACAUGCAUAUAUAUACAUACAUACAUACAUACAUAUAUAUAUAUAUAUAUAUAUAUAUAUAUAUCAUACAUAUAGUAUGUGUUAUAUAUUAUAUACAUGCACACACAAACACACAUAUAUAUAUAUGUAUGUAUAUGUUAUACAUAUAGUAUGUGUUAUGUAUUACACAUGCACACACACACAAACACAUAUAUUGUAAAUAAUGCAUACGUUUUGAUGGUGGUACAUCAUCAGAGCCUUGGUUGGGAGGCUAAAUCUGGACUGCAGGAAGAAUGUGUACAUGCGUGUGUGUGUGUGUGUGUAUGUGUAUAUAUGUUAGUAUGUGCGUGUGUGUGUGUUUGCGUGUAUGUAUGUGUAUAUAUGUUAGUAUGUGCAUGCGUGGGUAAUGAAGUUGUCUGUUUCUGUUUUCCCAUGUUGGUGGAUGCUUGGCAGGAAAUCUUUGACAAACAGAAAAGAUUUUGGUACUUUGGAAUAUCAGGAUCUGAGCAUCAUCAUCAUCAUUAUUAUUAUUAUUAUUAAUAUCUAUCUCAAUUGGCACUCCCGGAGUGGUUGGCGUUAGGAAGAGCACCCAGCUGUAGAAACUCUGCCAAAUCAGAUUGGAGCCUGGUGUCGCCUCCUGGUCCACCAGUCUUCAGUCAAAUCGUCCAACCCAUGCUAGCAUGGAAAGCAGACGUUAAAUGACGACGAUGAUGAUCUCAGUUGGCUAGAUCAUUGUGCUAAUAACACUAACGUUGUGGGUUCAAUCCUGAUACUGGCCAAUCAGAUUUAUUGUUGAAGGGCUAACUAGCAGAAUCUUUAGAGCAUCGGACAAA
Octopus bimaculoides (California two-spot octopus) is the source of this 2124-nucleotide messenger RNA. Its product is annotated as insulin-induced gene 2 protein. Gene Ontology annotation, biological process: cellular response to insulin stimulus; cholesterol biosynthetic process; SREBP signaling pathway. Gene Ontology annotation, cellular component: SREBP-SCAP-Insig complex; endoplasmic reticulum. NCBI's taxonomy places the organism in Eukaryota, Metazoa, Mollusca, Cephalopoda, Octopoda, Octopodidae. The record is from RefSeq and is a predicted model, not a curated record.